CGCGCACGAGUAAGACCAAAGAACCGCACACUGCCUGCAUUUACUCGAUCAGCAUAGUGAGAUCAUAACGCAACGUUUUUACUUUACGUUCUAAUAUUAAACUUCGUGUAUAUCAAACAUUUUUAUUUGUUGAAAAAUAUAUCUAUCAGUGUUUUUUUUUAUUUUGUUCAGAUUACCAUUCUACUAUUUGAAAACCAACGAGAAUUUCGAAAUAAGUGCUAAGGUUAAGUUUCGUCAUAAUGGACGCAACAAUGGAAAACAAAAUGGGUCUGCCACCACCUUACGAAUCGACGGCACCGUAUCCAGCGCCACCGCCGUCCUACUUCGGUAGUAACCCUCCACCACCAGGGCCGGUGAUUCCCACGGCACCUCCUCGCACCACCGUCAUCACGACUGGUCCAACGAGGCCUGGGAAGCUAGGCCCGGGGCCCACAGGUACCUUGUGUGCAACGUGCAACAAAUCUGUGGUUACCAGAGUUGAAUAUGUGGCGAACAAUCGAACACAUAUCGUCUCCGCUGCUCUUUGUAUAUUAGCUGGAUGUUGCUGCGGCUGCCUGGUGCCUUACUGCAUGACGUCGUGUAAGACGGCAAACCAUUACUGCCCUCAAUGCAAGGCCUUCAUAGGAUCUCACAUGCCUUCGUGAUUUAUUAGUAUUAUAGUGUCAGCUACUUAUAAGAAGAUACGAAUGACGAAAUCUUAGAACAAAGAUAUCACUACUUCAAUCUAUGUGUGAUUUGAAUUAAGACUUUAUUUUAAAUAACUGCUAAGUCUCAACUUCUGCGAUAUAUAUCUUUCAGGGUAAUUAUAUAGGGAAUAUAAUAUAGGAAAAGCUAAGAAAAAAAAAUAUGAGGAAGUUGUCAAUAGUCUUUAAUUGUAUAGGCACUUCUUGUUUAAACGCUACGUUACGCAUAAUAUUAUAAAACGUGUAUAUAAUACUUGAUCAAAUUACAAUUUUAGACAAUAGAUAUUAAUUUAUUGUCUAAAAAAAAUUUGAAGAUCAUAUUAAUGAACCCAAGAGGAGCAGAACCGUGCACAGACGAGACUGGCGAGACGUUCCCAUUUACAAGUCUGUUGAAAGUACAAGUUUAUUUCCGUUUGAAGAUAGUUCUUAUUGCUCAUUGUCGAGCAAAAAAUGUGGUAAGAAGUUUCCUAUUAUUUUACCUACCGACCAAAUAUCUGAACAUUUGAACCAUCUUAGUGUAGUACUUUACAUACACUUGUGUCCAGGUGACAUACAUAUUUUACGAAUUUAUAACAUUUGCCAACGUUUGCUCUCCUAUGAUAAGUCACAAGCUAAGACUCUAAUCAGUUAACGAUAAACCAGACAAAUAUAGGUAUUUCGUAUUCUGUGAUAUUUCAAUCUUCGUUUUAUGUGAUUAAACGUUUAUACGGCUAUAUAAUAAUACGUAUCUACAGAAUGUUAAAAAUAACUAUUUAUUUAUUUUAAUCGUAAUGCUACUCGCAUGCCCUUAAGGAUAAGUUUGUUUUUUUUUUAAAUUUAAUUAUAAUUCUUAAAUCGAAAUUAUUAAAAGAAAUUAUGAUUUUUAAUUUUCAAUACCCGUAGGCAUGUAUUGAAUGCCUCAGAUGACAAAUCAUAUUUUAUCAAUUCUCUUAACUCGAAUGUAUAAUGUUCGUUAUGUUUCAUGUAGGGGAAACUUACUAUACCUACAUACUUAUAAAAAUAUUACUUAAAAACUACAAUCUAGGUACUUUAUGAUAGCAACCUACUAAUGAUUUUUACUUCAAGGUCAGAACGUAAUAUUUCGAAAUUAAUUUUAAAGAAAAUGUAUUUUGGUAGAAUCUUAGGUAUUUUAAGGUCAAUAAAUGGAUUUAUAUACAUGUGAUUGUGUAUUAAUUUGAAGGUAAAAGUAGUUUAAAUAUGUACCUUUAU
Amyelois transitella is the source of this 1892-nucleotide messenger RNA. Its product is annotated as lipopolysaccharide-induced tumor necrosis factor-alpha factor homolog. Lineage: Eukaryota; Metazoa; Arthropoda; Insecta; Lepidoptera; Pyralidae. The transcript is spliced from 3 exons. The record is from RefSeq and is a predicted model, not a curated record. Gene Ontology annotation, molecular function: zinc ion binding. The coding region runs from base 240 to 644 and encodes 134 amino acids.